Molecule: messenger RNA, 960 nt
Organism: Phytophthora sojae
Lineage: Eukaryota; Oomycota; Peronosporomycetes; Peronosporales; Peronosporaceae
Exons: 2
Coding region: 1-960 (319 amino acids)
Source: RefSeq, a predicted model, not a curated record
AUGGAGAUUCUGCAGCAGGAGAUGGCGGCGCUUAAGAAGCGAGCGGUUGAUCCGACCUUCCCGGUGGACCGAUUCGUGCGCAAGUCGCGGCGCCAGAUUCUGCGCGAAGGAGUUCAGGGACACAUGGAGACGUUCUGCCGGGCGCUGUCCAUUAUGUCGGACUACACAUUGUGCAAUAUCCAAGCGGGGACGCCUCUGCAAGAGAGAAUCGUGCUCAAGAAGGAUUCCCACUCUCGCCACGAGACGCUGCAAGCGAUGAAAGAGAGGAAGAUCAGGAACGCCCAGCAUUUCUUAAAAAUGCGCCGCUCCAACCUUGAUCCGUGCAAGGCCUUGACGGAGGAUCAGCGCUUCGAGACGGACAGUGGGGGCUUUACCUCAACCCACUUCGCCAUCAUGCAGUUCGAGGGCGCGCAGAGCGUCAAGCAGGUCUUCGAUCUGGUUAUCUUUUACUUCAGCAACAUGGAGAUCAGCGUGUCCGAGAAGCUCGAGACGCUCGUCACGGUCCGCGAGAACGACGACGACAGCACCAUCGAGGGCAUCACGCAGAACUACCUCAUGUCCACGACGACCAACAUGGGCAUGAAGAUGGAGUCCAACACUAUCAUGUUCUCGGAGUUCUGCGAGCGCGACGACAUCCCGUGCGCCGACCGCGGCUACGGGAUCGUGGUCUCGGAGUUCGUCGACGUGGACGAACGCUACCCGUACCGGAGCAAUGAACGCGUUCGCAAGGAAGUGAAUGGCGUUAUCGAAGUGCGGGCGUACAACCGCCCGAGAGCAGACGGAGACAGCGACGACGAGCAGGAGAUGGUCGUCGUGAUGACUCGCUGGGUGCAGAACACUUUGCAUCGACCCGAGUUCCCCAUGGCCGUCGAAGGCUGGCGAGAGCUCCGUCACUCUAUGGACAGCUGGGGACUGCUGCUGCAUCGUACACUGCUCGAGAGUCUGCACACCCACGCGUAA